GAACACGACCAAGAAGAAGAAGAAGCAGUAACGGCUCUCUCGUUCAGCUUGGUAACAGGCCCCGCAGAAGAACAGUCGAGAAGUCAUGCCUCGUAUUUAUAUUGGACGGCUGAGCCACAAUGUCCGCGAAAAAGACAUUCAGCGGUUAUUCAGCGGAUAUGGAAAGCUCAUGGAAGUCGAUUUGAAGAACGGCUAUGGAUUCGUGGAGUUCGAGGACAACCGGGACGCCGAUGACGCCGUGUACGAGCUGAACGGGAAGGAGCUGUGCGGGGAGCGCGUGAUCGUGGAACAUGCCCGGGGGCCGCGGAGAGAUCGAGAUGGCCACGGUGGGGGUUACCGGGGUGGUGGGCGCAGUAGCGGUUUCAGCAGCCGGAACCACACUGGCAGGGAUAAGUACGGACCUCCAGUCCGUACCGAGUACCGCCUCAUCGUGGAGAACUUGUCCAGCCGCUGCAGUUGGCAAGACCUCAAGGACUUGAUGCGUCAGGUAGGAGAGGUGACGUAUGCAGACGCCCACAAGGAACGCACAAAUGAGGGUGUGAUAGAGUUCAGGUCCCAGUCGGACUUGAAGAGGGCCAUUGACAAGCUGGACGGUACAGACAUCAACGGACGGAAGAUUCGUCUCGUGGAGGACCGGUCUCGCAAACGAAGGUCUUACUCCGGCAGCCGCUCCAGAUCUCGUAGUCGCCGCCGCUCCCGCAGUAGGAGCCGCAGAAGCUCCAGGAGUCGCUCCAGGUCUCGUUCCCCUGGCAACAAGAGACGUCGCCAUUCCCGCUCCAGAUCUGGAAGGAAGUCUCGCUCCAAGUCGGGAGGAAGCAAAUCACGAUCUCGCAACCGCCGGUCCCGUUCUCGGUCCCGUAAAUCUAAGUCCCGUUCACGCUCCCCCAAAUCCCGGUCUCCUUCAGCUGGCCGGAAAUCAAAGUCCCGUUCAAAGAGUCGCUCAAAGGUAAAGUCGGAGCGGGGUUCUCGCAGUCGUUCCAAGGAGAUUUGUGGCGACAAGUCUCCCAGUCAUUCAGCGUCCCCGAUGGCGAACGGGAAGGAGGAGCCCGUCGCUAAGUCUCCCUCCCGCUCCCCUUCGCCUCUCAAGGAUGACCGCCGAUCCAAGUCCAGGGAGAAACGCUCCGCCUCCCGCUCAAAGUCUCGCUCAAGGUCUCGCUCAGCUUCUCAGGAUUAGUGAUUAAAAACGGGAGCGUUUCUCUCAUUGUCGAGCUUGAUCCCUACGCUGUACAUAGUGAGCAGUGUUGUCAUACUGGCUUAUGCUUCCUGGCUCGUCUACUUUUCUCCUUCAAGUGUUCACUUGUCUUAAACAUGUUUUAGAUUCAGUUUCCUCAGAGGAUGCGCCACAGUAAUUAUUUUGAUUUCUGUAUCGUCUGCCUCUAAAAAUAAAACUCGAAAUAAGCUAGACUUAAAGUCUUUAGAGCUUUUGAUUUGAGAUCUGUUCCGAUAACUUCAACUUGACUGGUAAACCGUAGGUUUGUCACACCUGUCUGUUAUAGUCCAAAACUGAUUAUAGCUUAGUGAAAAUGAAGUUGUCUUUAUUUUACUUUCAUCAUUUUAGACACUCAGUUGUGACGGUGAUAGUUUGAUUUUUAGAUCCAAAAAACGUACUAGCAUUAUAAGUCCAUUGAUGUCUGGAGCAACCAUCAGACCGUUGUUUUCACAGUCAGCUGUGUGGUUGUGGGAGAAAAGUAACGUGUGGCCGGAGCAUUGGUGCAGUUUCCCUCUGUGAGCUGCAGUCUCAAUACUCUUUCUCAUGGAAUUGGCCGAUCUUUGUGUUUUGUGGUACUCCAGAAUGUACAUCUGGGAUGCAAGAACUUGUACUGCAGAACUGCAUAUUUACAAAAGAAUAAGGGUUUGUAUGUCAUGUUUGAACAACUUGCAUUCUAGGGGGACUCUUCUGAUCUUUUAACCUCUUGUACAUAAACAGUGUGAUCAGCAUCAAAAAAUAUUUCAUUCUUUGUUGCUACAUAUUUUUUUGUAACCUUGAGCAGUUAAUAUGUGGAAGAUCCUUUAACUUUCUGGAUAUUUUUUUUUUUUUUUUUUUUUUGGUUUGCUUAGAGCUCUAAAUGUCUUGUUUUUUUUGCUUUGUUUUGAUUGCAGCCCUGAUAGUUAUUUUCAUUUUCUAUUUCAUCUCUUCUGUGAGUUUGCUCCAGAGGUUGUUUUUGUCAAGUUUCUGCUUAUUUAAAGUGUGCCGCUAGUGCUGGAGUUUUUGUACUUAAAAGCUACACGAUUCAAAUCUCUGGAGUGUCUGUGUUAUUACAAACGCCAUCAGACU
Messenger RNA from Anarrhichthys ocellatus (wolf-eel), 2275 nucleotides. Its product is annotated as serine/arginine-rich splicing factor 6-like. Gene Ontology annotation, cellular component: nucleus; cytoplasm. NCBI's taxonomy places the organism in Eukaryota, Metazoa, Chordata, Actinopteri, Perciformes, Anarhichadidae. The record is from RefSeq and is a predicted model, not a curated record. The transcript is spliced from 6 exons. Gene Ontology annotation, molecular function: mRNA binding. Bases 86 to 1174 code for a protein of 362 amino acids.